Molecule: messenger RNA, 2010 nt
Organism: Carya illinoinensis
Lineage: Eukaryota; Viridiplantae; Streptophyta; Magnoliopsida; Fagales; Juglandaceae
Product: squalene epoxidase 3-like
Exons: 8
Coding region: 75-1784 (569 amino acids)
Biological process (GO): sterol biosynthetic process
Cellular component (GO): membrane; endoplasmic reticulum
Molecular function (GO): flavin adenine dinucleotide binding; squalene monooxygenase activity
Source: RefSeq, a predicted model, not a curated record
CUUUUCUGACCCAACCCAUUUGUUCUUCCUCUUUUUCUUUAUCUGGGUCUCAUUGUUUCAUCCCGCUGAAGAUAAUGAUGGCUAUCGACCAGCACAUGCUCUGGGGGGGCUUCUUUGCCUCCCUGUUCGGUUUCGUUCUUCUCUACUCUCUCCGUCGUAGGAAUUGUAGCAGUGCCAACAAGAAACAGCUCAAGAGGAAGAGUUUUCCAGAAGUAUGCGCGAAACAGAGCUUUAGCGAUGGAGAAUCUCGCCCAUUGGAGGGCUCCGGCACUGACGUUAUCAUCGUCGGCGCCGGUGUAGCGGGUGCCGCCCUCGCUUACACCCUCGGCAAGGACGGAAGACGGGUUCAUGUGAUUGAAAGAGACUUGACAGAGCCAGAUCGAAUUGUCGGUGAACUUCUGCUGCCUGGGGGAUACCUAAAACUAGUCGAAUUGGGCCUUGAAGGUAUGCUUGGAAGUUCACAUCGUUAUGAUUGCGUUGAGGAAAUUGAUGCUCAGUGGUUGGUUGGAUACAUUUUCUUCAAGGAUGGGGAACAUGUUAGACUGCCUUAUCCUUUGGAAAAGUUUCAUUCAAAUGUGGCUGGAAGGAGCUUCCACAACGGGCGCUUUAUACAAAGAAUGAGAGAAAAAGCUGCCACUCUUCCCAAUGUGCAAUUGCAGCAAGGUACAGUUACAUCCCUGCUUGAAGGAAAUGGGACCAUUAAGGGCGUUCAGUACAAAACAAAGGAUGGCCAAGAACAUAAAGCUUAUGCUCCUCUUACAAUUGUGUGUGAUGGUUGCUUCUCAAAUCUGCGCCGCUCUCUUUGUAACCCUACGGUGAAGUUACCAUCUUGGAACUAUCUAAUAGUUUCAGUUUGCCUGGUGCAGUUAGAGGUAGACGUGCCAUCUUGUUUUGUGGGUUUAAUCAUGCAGAACUCUGAACUUUCAUUUGCAAAUCAUGCAAAUGUCAUUGUCGCCGAUCCUUCACUCAUCUUGUUUUAUCCAAUCAGUAGUACUGAGGUUCGCUGUUUGGUUGAUGUACCUGGUCAGAAAUUACCUUCUGUUGAUAAUGGCGAAAUGGCCAACUAUUUGAAAACGGUGGUGGGUCCACAGAUUCCAGCUGAGUUUAAGGAGGCCUUCAUAUCUGCAGUUGAUAAAGGAAAUAUUAGAACCAUGCCAAAUAGGAGCAUGCCAGCAGAUCCACUUCGUACUCCCGGAGCCCUUCUAAUGGGUGAUGCUUUGAACAUGCGGCAUCCUCUAACUGGUGGUGGGAUGACUGUGGCACUUUCUGAUAUUGUCAUACUCCGAGAUCUUCUUAAGCCACUGCAUGACCUGAAUGAUGCAUCUUCAUUGUCCAAGUAUCUCGAAUCCUUUUACACCUUGCGAAAGCCAGUGGCAUCUACAAUAAAUACUCUGGCUGAUGUCUUCUACAAGGUGUUUUCUUCUUCUCCUGAUCAAGCAAGGAAGGAGAUGCGCCAAGCAUGUUUUGACUAUUUAAGCCUUGGAGGCAUAUUUUCAAAAGGACUGUUAGCUUUACUCUCUGGUCUAAACGCACGUCCAUUGAAUUUAGUUCUCCAUUUCUUUGCGGUUGCUAUAUAUGGUGCUGGUCGUCUGCUACUACCGUUUCCUUCACCCAAAGGCUUGUGGAUUGGAGCUAGGUUGAUUUCGAGUGCAUCCAGUAUAAUAUUUCCCAUUAUCAAGGCAGAAGGAGUGAGACAGAUGUUCUUCCCUGCCACCGUUUCAGCAUACUAUAGAGCUCCUCCUGUCAUGCAAGACAUCCAAAAGGAUGUGGCAGAGAUCAAGUAGCUGAUGCUUUGUUGCAGUCCAGUAAAACCAGAGUCAUCAAAAGCAAGCAAAUAUAUGUAUACAAACAAAAGGUGGGUGGGUAGGGGGAAUUGAUGGAAUUUAAUGUAUCUUGUUACUUCCACUAGAGAGCAUGUGGCAUAAUACUUAUACAUUGAGACCGCUAUAAACUGCAGUAACUAUAUAAACAAUCAUUCUGUUAUGCAUUUUCUCUUUAACUUGUAGAAAA